This is a messenger RNA of Penaeus monodon (black tiger shrimp), 765 nucleotides long. RefSeq lists its product as uncharacterized. The transcript has 2 exons. The coding region runs from base 1 to 759 and encodes 252 amino acids. Lineage: Eukaryota; Metazoa; Arthropoda; Malacostraca; Decapoda; Penaeidae. The record is from RefSeq and is a predicted model, not a curated record.
AUGCCUGAAAGCGUCUUCCACUGCUGCAGGAGACGAGAUGCGACCGAGUGUGGCUGGACAGCGCCCGUCCCUCCAUUUAUACACGGCACCGCCACUCGUGGCACCCUUGAGGCACCAGUCGUGACACUGACACCUUUUUCCGAAAGACAUUUUGGGAAAUAUUUCGGCAUAAGUUUCAGAUUUGGUAAAACAUUAAGAAUUUACUCUACUCAGGCGACCGAGUUCAUCUUACUUUCCGUAGCUGCCGCGUCCUCUUCCUCCGCCGAAUCCGCUGCCGCCGAAACCUCCGCUGCUGCUGCCGAAUCCACCGCCACCGAAUCCACCACCUCCGCUGCCGCCUCCAAAUCCACCGCCACCGAAUCCACCGCCACCGAAUCCACCGCCACCGAAUCCACUUCCACCUCCGGACAGCCUUCCGGUGCCGAUCAGAAUUCCACUGCUUACGCUCCCACCUCCACCUCGGCCUCCACUUCCACCAUAUCCACCACUGCCUCGGCCGCCGCCGAAUCCACCUCCUCUGCCUCCAAAUCCACCACCACUGCCUCCAAAUCCUCCACUGCCUCCAAAUCCUCCUCCACCUCCACCAAAUCUGUGUCCACCGAAUCCUCCUCCUCCUCCUCUUCCACCACCGCCGAAUCCACCUCCGCCUCCGCCUCCUCUACCGCCUCCACCAUAGCUUCCACCAGCUGCUGCCACAUACGCCAUGGCUACCACAGCCACAGUCACAAGCUGAAAAAUAAAUUAAUAAAAAAUACUUAAAGCUGU